UUCACGCCAGAAAGCAGGAUGGCUUGGAAAUUCGCAGAAGAGGCAAAAAAACUGAAUAUUCGAGAAUUUGCAGAAGAAAACGUAGUAAACAGAAAGAAAUUCUACUCCGAUGCGGAAGUUAAAUCGUGGGUCGCCCGAUACGAAAAGUCGGUAAACGCAAACAUGUUUCGAAGGGAUUCGCAAUCCAUAAGAAAAUCGGAUAAGAAGAAAACAAAUGCUAAUAAAAACAUAACAAAACGUAUAAUUACAUACGAAUGCACAAGUGGACCCGAACGUAAGCCGAGAGGUAACGGCGAGCGAGAAGCAUUUACUUCAAGAAUGAAUUGUCAAGGUCGGAUCACGUUCUCGAUUUCAGAAUGUAGAAAAUACUACACAAUUACUGAUAUGAAGCCACAUGACAAGCAUAAAGAAAUAAGCAAAAAAGUACGUAAACUGUUGCCGCAAAAUAGAAAGCUCAACGAUUUACAGGUCGAAAAAAUAAAAGAGUUUCACGAGAUGAGAGGCGUUAAAUUGUUAUUGAUGGAUAAAUUAGCAGAAAUGGGUAAUAUACCGACUUUCAAGGAUAUUUCAAACAUUACCCAAAAAUUGAAAAAAAAAAUAAGGGGAAUUCAUUAACUGAAGCAUUGGAAUUUCUAAAAAAAAGGAUAUAAAUUAUGCAAUCAAGUUCAACGAUGAAAAUGAGACGUUUGAAGCAUUGUAUAUGUGUUCCAAAAGAAUGCAGCAGGAUUUUGAAUCGUGGCCAGAGUAUAUAGCAAUGACAGUACCUACAAGCUCCUAUAUGUAAAAUAUCCUGUUACCAUAGUUAUUGGAACCGAUGGAAAUGGUGCAACAAGAAUUUUCAGUAUUUUUAUAGUGAAAAAAGAGACUAAGGAGAUAAUUCAAUGGUGCUUCAAAAAAAUGCAAGAAAUGAAUAAAAUUGCAUGUGAAAAUGUCAAAGUAUUUAUGGGCGAUAAAGACAUUGUAUUCAGGGAAGUUUUGCCUAAGGAAAUGCCGCAAGUACCAAUGACAAUAUGCAUUUUCCAUGCUCAACAAAUUUUUAGGAGAAUACUCAAUCACAAAGAUUAUAACUUGAGUACGGUGAUGAAGG
This is a messenger RNA of Trichogramma pretiosum, 1087 nucleotides long. RefSeq lists its product as uncharacterized. The record is from RefSeq and is a predicted model, not a curated record. Bases 19 to 615 code for a protein of 198 amino acids. NCBI's taxonomy places the organism in Eukaryota, Metazoa, Arthropoda, Insecta, Hymenoptera, Trichogrammatidae. The transcript is spliced from 4 exons.